This is a messenger RNA of Penicillium diatomitis, 1203 nucleotides long. RefSeq names its product BSD domain-containing protein. Gene Ontology annotation, cellular component: cytoplasm. NCBI's taxonomy places the organism in Eukaryota, Fungi, Ascomycota, Eurotiomycetes, Eurotiales, Aspergillaceae. The transcript has 2 exons. The record is from RefSeq and is a predicted model, not a curated record. The coding region runs from base 1 to 1203 and encodes 400 amino acids.
AUGGAUUUCGCAUACGAUCAUAUUCAGGAGGAGAUCCUGACCUCGGGAAAAAUUGAGGACUCGACACAAGCUAAGAACGAACAACCAAGCAGCAACCUGAACACCGAGCUACAGGAAACCUUCCGGGCCUUUUCCGCGAGUCCCUGGGGGUCGCGCAUCGGAGGACUUUGGGAUAAUGUGCGCAAACAAAGCGAGAGCUACUACGAGGGCGCUCAGAAAGAAUACAACGCCGCGAGCGAGGAAGCUGUGAAAGGCUUCUCGGAUCUAAGAAACACCAUUGUCGAUCGGACAAAGGGGCUGUCGCUCAGCACGGUUGGACUCGCAGGAGGCAGCGACGCCCCUGUGCCAGUGGAUGGGUCGACCACACCUACGGCUGCGACGUCAGAAUCGUCAAAGAAACCGCCCCAAGAAGCCGGCGCCAGUGGCGACGGCUUCAUCUCACGGCUCAAAGCCGAAGCUGCGCGACGACUCAAAGAGAUCGAAAAGGCCGAAGAGGCUGCCGACGAAGCCAUUCUGCGUUUUGGCAUGAACAUUAGUCAAAAGCUCCGCGAGGCUGUCAGUAUCGUGCCGCCUGCGACCGAUGACUCCGGCAAGCUUCUCUUUGAAAGCAAGGAUGCUGAUGGCAAGCGAGUGAUCCAUGCAACUCGAUUUGAGGCCCAGCUCCAUGUCAUUCACUCCAACUUGGACAGCUUCACCAAGGAUCCUGUCAGCGACAAAUUUCCCGACUUCAAGGCGGCAUUCAACGUCGACGAUAAGACUGAAGAAAUUGCGAAGGACCUGGAAAAAUAUCCCGAAUUGCGAUCGACCAUGGGGAAACUCGUGCCAGAGUCGGUGGAGUACGCGGAAUUCUGGACAAGAUACUACUUCCUCCGUCUCGUUGUAGAGACGGAAGAGCAGAAGCGUAAAGAACUGCUGAAGGGCGCCAACGUCCAAGAGGAGGAAGAAGUAGGCUGGGGUGAUGACUCUGAAGACGAGUCUGAAUCUCCGUCCACUCCUCACGUCAAGUCCGAGAAACAAAAGACGCCCGUUAUUGAAGUUCAGGCUGCCGAGCCCCGUCGAUCCAACGACCAGCAGUCCCAGGCCGGCAGUGAGUCUAGCUACGAUCUUGUGAGCGGGACAGUGAGCCGAACUCCAGGUAGCCCAAAGGAGAAGAGCCCAACGGCCGAUGCCAAGGCGGACGACAGCGACGAGGACUGGGAAUGA